Eremothecium gossypii ATCC 10895 is the source of this 477-nucleotide messenger RNA. It is a transcript of the gene DSE2, whose product is annotated as Dse2p. The record is from RefSeq and is marked provisional. The coding region runs from base 1 to 477 and encodes 158 amino acids. The transcript has a single exon. NCBI's taxonomy places the organism in Eukaryota, Fungi, Ascomycota, Saccharomycetes, Saccharomycetales, Saccharomycetaceae.
AUGGUGUCGAUUUCGGGUUACUUUGGUUGCAAUUGUUCCUUGCUCACGCUCUUCCUGGCUGCGCUGGGGCUCGUUCUGUGCGCGCCCGCACACGAGGCGUUCACUUCUAACGGUGUGGUUUAUCGGUACCAUGUCAGGACAACCACCGUAAAACCGCCUGUCACCAUCGUGCGGACAGUGUUCUUUACUGCCUGGGCGUCAGCGCCCCCGGGAGGGCAAGACAGCCAGGAGACACACACUUUAGAAGGGCCUAGCGCCACGACGAGCUCAGAGUCGAGCCCCUCUGCACUGGCGACCGCCGCGCCGCCGCCAGCCGAUCCGGUAAUGCCUACCUCCGGGCCGGGUUCCUGCGUGGCGUCCUACGAUGACACGGAGCCCUUUUCGACGAUCUAUCUGACUGCUGGUAAGGAAGAUGUUGGUGCAUAUACUACGCUCACGCGCACCAGGACGGUCAUUGUCUCUGUGGCUACGGUGUAA